This is a messenger RNA of Nanorana parkeri, 2188 nucleotides long. It is a transcript of the gene GAD2, whose product is annotated as glutamate decarboxylase 2. Lineage: Eukaryota; Metazoa; Chordata; Amphibia; Anura; Dicroglossidae. The record is from RefSeq and is a predicted model, not a curated record. Gene Ontology annotation, cellular component: cytoplasm. Gene Ontology annotation, molecular function: glutamate decarboxylase activity; pyridoxal phosphate binding. Bases 274 to 2031 code for a protein of 585 amino acids. The transcript has 16 exons. Gene Ontology annotation, biological process: GABA shunt.
GCGGGUUCAGCACCACAGACAGCUCCGCACAGAGGAAUCUGCUCUGUGCAGAUUCAUACAGCUCUCCUGCUCAUUGCACCAUUGACUACACCGCUCUGUGCUGGGCACCCUUUACUCUUCACACACACUUCCAUCCCCCUGGCAGUUAUUUCCCCUCCGGCAGGCACUCAUCUUUAUUUGGCUGUUUAUUUCUAUGCUCCUGUCCAAGGGAUUCAACAGCAUCACUAGCAUCAGCUGCCAUCCCACUUCUGUCUGCACUUCUCCAGGGUUGGGAUGGCAUCUCCUGGCUCUGGAUUUUGGUCCUUAGGGGGAGAAGAAGGGAACAGUGAAUCAGACAACCUAGGCGCAGCAAAAGCAUGGUGCCAGGUUGCUCAAAAAUUUACUGGGGGAAUCAGUUCAAAAUUAUGUGCUAUGCUUUAUGGAGAGGGGGAAAAACCCAAAGAGUCCACUAACAAAGAGGAAAUGUGCACCGGUGACCAAGGAUUUGAAUCAAGCUAUAACAAAAAAGUAUGCAGCUGCGACAAGGACGAAAUGAACUUCUCUUUAUUAUACUCAACAGACCUCUUUCCUGCCAAAAAUGGAGAGACAGAAACAAUGCGUUUCUUACAACAAGUUAUAGACAUUUUAUUGCAAUAUGUGGUGAACACCUUUGACAGAUCGACUAAGGUGAUUGAUUUUCACUAUCCCAAUGAGCUUCUUCAGUCAUAUAACUGGGAACUGUCUGACCAGCCACAAAGUUUAGAGGGGAUUCUGCUUAACUGCAAAACCACCUUAAAAUAUGCUGUUAAAACAGGACAUCCAAGAUAUUUUAACCAACUCUCAACUGGUCUGGACAUGGUUGGGAUGGCAGCAGACUGGUUGACCUCAACUGCAAACACCAACAUGUUCACCUAUGAAAUUGCUCCUGUAUUUGUAUUGUUGGAAUAUGUCACCCUAAAGAAAAUGAGAGAGAUGAUUGGCUGGCCUGGAGGCAGCGGUGAUGGAAUAUUCUCACCAGGUGGUGCCAUAUCUAACUUGUAUGCUAUGUUGAUUGCACGUUUCAAGAUGUUCCCAGAAGUUAAAGAGAAAGGAAUGGCUGCAAUCCCGAGACUGGUUGCCUUCACCUCAGAGCACAGCCACUUUUCAGUAAAGAAGGGAGCUGCUGCCUUGGGUAUUGGCACCGACAGUGUGAUCCUUAUCAAGUGCGAUGAAAGGGGGAAAAUGAUCCCAUCAGAUCUUGAAAGGAGAAUCAUCGAAGCCAAGCAGAAAGGAUUUGUUCCAUUUUUUGUCAGUUCUACAGCAGGUACCACUGUUUAUGGUGCUUUUGACCCUCUUGUUGCAAUCUCUGAUGUCUGCAAAAAAUACAAGAUAUGGAUGCAUGUUGAUGCUGCAUGGGGUGGAGGACUGCUAAUGUCAAGAAAACACAGAUGGAAGUUGAACGGUGCUGACAGAGCUAAUUCUGUGACAUGGAACCCACACAAAAUGAUGGGCGUUCCUCUUCAGUGUUCUGCUCUUUUGGUUCGAGAAGAGGGAUUGAUGCAGAGCUGCAAUCAGAUGCAUGCAUCGUACCUCUUCCAGCAGGAUAAGCACUAUGACCUCUCUUAUGACACCGGAGACAAGGCCUUGCAAUGUGGACGUCAUGUGGAUAUUUUCAAGUUAUGGCUUAUGUGGAGAGCAAAGGGGACAACAGGAUUUGAAGCUCAGAUCGAUAAAUGCUUAGAUCUUGCAGAAUACCUGUAUAAUAAAAUAAAGAAUCGAGAAGGAUAUGAAAUGGUCAUUGAUGGAAAGCCUCAACAUACAAAUGUUUGCUUCUGGUAUAUACCACCCAGCCUGAGACACAUGGAGGACAACGAGGAAAGAAUGGAAAGACUUAUAAAGGUUGCCCCUGUGAUCAAAGCCAGAAUGAUGGAAUAUGGAACAACCAUGGUCAGUUACCAGCCCCACGGAGACAAAGUCAACUUCUUCCGUAUGGUCAUCUCCAAUCCAGCAGCCAGUCAUCAAGAUAUCGAUUUCCUCAUCGAAGAAAUUGAGCGCCUCGGACAGGAUUUAUAGGGAGAUCCUUAGGGUUGUCGGAGGUUUUAGGUACACCAUAGAAUUGUCAGAGCUGUGUGAAUGUAUUCGUAUUGCGUUACAAAGUAAUUAUAUAUUGUGCUGUAAAAACUUGAGUAUACAGUAGUCGUAUUUGAAGAACAGUUACUCCAUAGUUUUG